Molecule: messenger RNA, 1755 nt
Organism: Nannizzia gypsea CBS 118893
Lineage: Eukaryota; Fungi; Ascomycota; Eurotiomycetes; Onygenales; Arthrodermataceae
Product: coronin-1C
Exons: 9
Coding region: 1-1755 (584 amino acids)
Biological process (GO): actin filament organization
Molecular function (GO): actin filament binding
Source: RefSeq, a predicted model, not a curated record
AUGGCCGGUCGUUUUGUCCGUUCGUCGAAGUACCGACACAUCUUCGGCCGUUCCACACGAAAGGACCAAUGCUACGACAGCCUCCGGGUCUCAACUAAUGCAUGGGAUACCAACCUGCUAAAGGUCAACCCAGAAUUCAUCUCCGUUAACUGGGAGACUGCAGGCGGUGGAGCUUUCGCAGUCAUUCCUCUCCACGAAAAGGGCCGACUUCCAGAACGUAUUCCACUCUUCCGUGGUCACACAUCAGUAGUUCUCGACACAGACUGGAACCCAUUUAAUGAUUCCCUAAUUGCUUCUGGAGCUGAUGAUGGAAAGGCAAGUGAUAAAGUGCCUGAGGGAUUUACUCUGCACACAGAUGCAGAAGAGAUUCAGGACGUUGCUCCAGUCGGCAGACUUCCAGGUCAUCCUAAGAAAGUUGGCCAUGUUCUAUUCAACCCUGCCGCCGAGAACGUCCUUGCCUCUUCAUCCGGAGACUUCACCAUAAAGAUUUGGGACAUCGAAGCUGGUGCAUCUAAACUCACCCUUAAUAUCAAUGAAGUAAUACAGUCCAUGUCUUGGAGUGCAAAUGGCUCCUUAUUAGUCACGACUUCCCGUGAUAAGAAACUGCGCAUUUGGGAUGUUCGACAAGAGAAGCCAGUACAUGAAGGAGCUGGCCAUCCUGGUGCUAAGAACAGUCGAGCUGUAUGGAUGGGAGAGCACGACCGCAUUGCAACAACCGGGUUUUCCAGGAUGAGUGACAGACAAAUGGCGCUGUGGGAUGUUCGUGCUGCUAGGGAGCCUAUCAACGGCUUUCAAGUACUAGAUUCCAUUUCCGGUGUCUGCAUGCCAUUCUGGGACCAAGGCACCCAGUGUCUAUACCUUGCAGGAAAGGGAGAUGGAAACAUUCGAUACUUCGAGUACCAAAACGACAAGUUUGAAUAUUUAGCCGAGUAUAAAUCUGGUGAUCCCCAGCGAGGGGUUGCAUUUAUGCCAAAACGAGGCGUCAACAUGCACGAAAACGAGGUCGUAAGAGCCUACAAAACGGUUAACGAUGCAUACAUUGAGCCAAUUUCAUUCAUUGUUCCCCGCCGUGCAGAGGUGUUCCAAGAUGACAUCUACCCCCCCACUACCGGUAUUAGUCCUGCUAUGUCUUCUAGCGAAUGGUUUUCAGGCAAAGAAGCACUCCCUCCUAAGAUCGACAUGGCUAGACUAUACGAAGGAGGAGUCAUGACUGAACUCCCUGCAGAUGCAACGACUUCUACAAUUCAGGCCGAAGUGAAGGCACCUGAGCCAGUUAAGCAGGCAGAGCCAGCUCCAAAACCAGCGCCAGAGCCCACCCCUGCACCAACUGCGGCUGAAAUUCCCCCUCGCGCCGGUAUGAAAGAGCAAGGCGCCUCCAUGGCCGCGGCCGCAUCAAAAUAUAUGGAUAAAGAUGAGGAUGAGAAAGAGACGGGUGGCAGCUCGAGUUUUGAUGCGCCUAAGUCCCAACCACAAGAGGUACCCUCCAUCUCUGUCUCUCCAGUACAGGCUGAGGCAUCUCAACCAGCCAAGCAGGAGCCAAAGGAAUCAAAGCCUACUCCAUCAGCGGCAGCACCAAGCACCUCGGCACUGACUAGCAAAAAUGCCGAUUCUACAGCCUCAGAGCCGUUGUUAAUGAAAGAGAUUGAGGCCAUUAAAGAUGUGCUAACCGAACAAACUCGCACUAUCACCUCUCAGGCCGAGGAGCUCAAAGCCCUCAAAUCUGAAGUUGCCAAUCUCAAGUCGAAACUCGGAUAG